AUCAACAACAUAUGUGAAACUCUGACUUCGCUGUCACUCGGACUCGAACUCUUCAGCCGGCGGCAUGUGGGCCCAACACGGCAGACACUCUCUGCGUCUCCUUGUCUGCGCUGUCCUCCUGUCGCAGGGAUGUUUACGAUGGGUCGCGGCCCAGCACUGUGUCUGGUAUGGGGAGUGUGGGGAGUCCAAACAGGUGCCAGGAAAAAAGUACAACUGUAACUACACUGGUCCUCCCAUCCCUCUACAGUCUGAGGGGUUUGAGCUUCUCACGGAACUUUGUCCUGGAUUCGACUAUGGAAAUCGUAGCCUCUGCUGUGAUGUAGACCAGUUGCACACUCUCAAAGGGAGUCUCCAGCUUCCCCUGCAGUUCCUGUCUCGGUGUCCCGCUUGUUUCUUUAACCUGAUGACCCUCUUCUGUGAGCUGACAUGUAGCCCCCAACAAAGUCAGUUCAUGAAUGCCACAGAUAUCAAUGACACCAGCGUAGUGGAGGUGCAGUACUACCUUGGACGAAGAUUUGCUAACGAAAUGUACAACGCCUGUAAGGACGUCCAGGCACCAUCCAGCAACGUGAAGGCCUUAUCACUGCUGUGUGGCAAAGAUGCAAAAGAGUGUAAUGCUACUAACUGGAUCCAGUACCUGUUUGAUAUCAACAAUGGACAGUCUCCGUUCCCUAUCAUCCCGAUAUUCUCAGAUGUCCCGGUGUCUGGUUAUACUCCCAUGAACAACAACACAUACGCCUGCACCGAUGGCUUGGAGGACGGCUCUGGUCCUUGCUCCUGUCAGGACUGCACCAACUCCUGUGGGCCCAAACCCGUACCUCCCCCUCUCCCCCCACCCUGGACAAUCUUUGGUAUCGAUGCUAUGACUGUCAUCAUGUGGAUCUCUUACGUGGCCUUCCUGCUGAUCUUUUUUGGAGCUGUACUGAUUGCGUGGUGUUACAGGAAAAGGACGAUCAUGUCUGAGUAUGGCCCCAUACUGGACAGUAAUAGCCCACUGUCUCUCAACAGUAAUAAUCCUGACCAAGUCAAUGCAUCAUGUUGUGAGACUCUCGGCGAACGCUUCGAGAAUGCACUGCGUGUCUUCUUCUGCUCCUGGGGUUCCUUCUGCGUGCAACAUCCCUCUGUGGUCAUCCUGGGGAGCCUGAUAGUUGUGGUCGCCUCCUCUGGCGGGCUGGUCUACAUGCACAUCACCACUGACCCCGUCGAUCUGUGGUCGGCUCCCACUAGCCAGGCUCGUCAAGAGAAGGACUACUUUGACAAACACUUUGGUCCCUUCUUCAGAACUGUACAGCUCAUUAUAACCACUCCACUCAAUGACACUACCAUCUACUCCCCAUACUUUGGAGGAUCAGACGUCCCAUUCACUGCCAUGCUGGAUAAAGACAUCCUGCACCAGGUGCUGGAUUUGCAGCUUGGCAUCGAAGCCAUUGUGGCCACAUACAACAAUCAAACUAUCACCCUGAAGGACAUCUGCUUGUCCCCUCUGGCCCCGUACAAUAACAACUGUACCAUCCUGAGCGUCCUCAACUACUUUCAGAACAGCCACUCUGUGUUGGACCACUCGAUAGGAGAUGACUUCUUUGUCUAUGCUGACUAUCACAGUCACUUCCUCUACUGUGUCAGUGCACCAGCAUCCCUUAACGACACCACUCUCCUCCAUGACCCUUGUUUGGGCACGUAUGGGGGCCCUGUCUUCCCAUGGCUCGCCCUGGGGGGUUACGAUGAGACCAACUACAACAAUGCCACCGCUCUAGUGAUCACCUUUCCACUCAACAACUACCUGAACGACUCAGAUAGGAUGGGGAAAGCUCUGGCGUGGGAGAAAGAAUUCAUCAAUUUCAUGAAGAACUUCAAAAACCCCAACCUGACCAUAGCGUUUAGUGCAGAGAGGAGUAUUGAGGAUGAGAUUAACAGAGAGAGCAACAGUGACAUCAGCACCAUCGUGAUCAGCUACGCAUUUAUGUUCAUCUACAUCUCCCUGGCCCUGGGCCACAUCCACAGCUUCAGGAGACUGAUGGUGGACUCAAAGAUUUCUUUGGGUAUAGCUGGUAUCCUGAUUGUGCUCAGCUCUGUGUCCUCGUCGCUGGGGAUCUUCAGCUAUGCUGGUAUCCCUCUCACCCUCAUUGUAAUUGAAGUCAUUCCCUUCCUGGUGCUGGCUGUCGGAGUGGACAACAUCUUUAUUAUGGUGCAGACGUACCAGAGAGAUGAGCGGAUGCCACAGGAGGAACUUCACCAGCAGAUCGGUCGUAUCCUUGGUGACGUUGCCCCGAGCAUGCUCCUCUCCUCGUUCUCUGAGACAGUGGCCUUCUUCCUGGGAGCCUUGUCUAACAUGCCUGCAGUGAGGACCUUCUCUCUGUUUGCUGGCUUGGCUGUUUUUAUUGAUUUCCUGUUGCAGAUCAGUUGCUUUGUCAGCUUGCUCGGCUUGGACGCCAGGCGACAAGAGGGGAACCGACUUGACAUCAUCUGCUGCGUGAAGCUGCCAGAAGGUCAGGAAACAAAAACGGAUGGUUUCCUCUUCCGCUUUUUCAAGAAAGUCUAUGCCCCCUUCAUCCUCAAAGAGUGGGUGCGACCAAUCAUAGUGGCAGUGUUUGUUGGAAUACUCUCAUUCAGUAUUGCUGUAACGAACAAAGUGGAGAUCGGACUGGAUCAGAAAUUAUCAAUGCCUGAUGACUCGUACGUGCUGGACUACUUUAAGAACAUGAGCAAGUAUCUCCACACUGGAGCUCCAGUGUACUUUGUGGUGGAGGAUGGUUUGAACUACAGUAGCCUGGAGGGUCAGAAUGUUGUAUGUGGUGGAGUUGGCUGCAACAACAACUCUCUGGUCCAGCAGGUCUACUCUGCCUCACUCAUCAGCAACUACACAACCAUUGCUAACACACCGUCCUCCUGGUUGGACGACUACUUCGACUGGGUGAAGCCUCAGUCCAGUUGCUGUCGAUACAUCAACACCACCGGGGCUUUCUGCAAUGCCUCAGUGGUAAACACGUCGUGCAUUCACUGUCGGCCCAUGACUCCGAGUGGAAAGCAGAGGCCCGAGGGUGAAGACUUCAUGCGGUUUCUACCCAUGUUCCUGUCGGACAAUCCCAACGCCAAGUGUGGAAAAGGCGGCCACGCAGCCUACGCCACAGCGGUGGACCUGUAUCCCAAUGACAAAGGAGUGGGAGCCACUUACUUUAUGACUUACCACACCAUCCUGAAGGAAUCCCCAGACUUCAUAAAUGGUUUGAAAAUGGCCCGAAAUCUGGCUCAGAAUAUCAGUCAGUCCAUGAACCACAAAGUGUUUGCCUACAGCAUCUUCUACGUUUUUUACGAGCAGUACCUCACCAUUGCGUACGACACGGCUCUGAACUUGAGCGUGUCGCUGGCAGCCAUAUUUGUGGUGACGACGGUAUUGUUGGGCUUUGAGCUGUGGUCGGCUGUGGUCGUCAGCCUCACCAUCGCCAUGAUCCUGGUCAACAUGUUCGGUGUCAUGUGGCUGUGGGGCAUCAGCCUCAAUGCGGUCUCCUUGGUGAACCUGGUCAUGACCUGUGGUAUCUCGGUGGAGUUCUGCAGUCACAUCGUGCGAGCGUUUUCCAUCAGUGUGAAGAAGAACAGAGUGGAGCGGGCUGAAGAGGCUCUGGCUCACAUGGGCAGUUCUGUAUUCAGUGGAAUCACGCUAACAAAGUUUGGCGGUAUCAUAAUCCUGGCACUGUCCAAGUCACAGAUCUUCAAGGUUUUCUACUUCAGGAUGUACUUGGCCAUAGUGCUGCUGGGGGCCACACACGGCCUCAUCUUCCUCCCUGUGCUGCUCAGCUAUAUUGGUCCUUCGGUGAACAAAGCAAAGGUGUUUGCUGCUAACAAGCGCAAUAUCGGCACAGAAAGGGAGCGGCUCCUCAACUACUAGGAGGCUGCGGACAAUGAACAAUGCCCUAACUAUUUGUCUGGAAGGGACUGCGUGGGUGUGAGCACGAGGCAGUUUCUGUGACUACUGACACACUCAUCGUCAUUGCUACUACUUAUGCACGGAUUUCACUCAGGAACACACUUGGGAUUGCCAGAGGCCUUGUUGGGCUGCACACUCAUAUUGACUUCUGCAGCAGACUUCAGACCCCCGACAUUCCUCACACUACAGGACAAGCCCGACCUCGGUAUUUGAAGCAUGAGCAACGUGCCGUGGAACAGAAUUCAACACUUUGACUGUGUGAACGUAAGAGAGACACCAUCCCCCCAACACCAUUUUACAGACAAACCCUCAGUCAGAUACUAUGAAUUAUUUUAAUAUGGGAAAACGUAAAAGGGUAAAACUGGUCAGUUUUUUUUUUUUUCAUGAGUUUUUUAAAUAUAUACCAGAAACAUAGAUCUGACUCUUUUUUUUAACUUUUGUAGAACUGUUUGAUAUUUUGAAUCAUUUAUUGACUGUAACACAGCACUCACUGAAGCUAACCAAUAACAAUAGUGAUAUCAUAAGCCCCCAAUAAUACCUGGCAUCAACAUGAAUCCUAUUUAGAGCUGUGUCUGCAAACUCAAAAUCAUACAGACACACGGCUCAUUUUCAUCUAGCAAUAAUGUUUCCUGUACACCUAAGGAAUCUGGGAUUAGCUUGUGAGUACUAAGACAGUCGUGUUUUUACUCGAGCACACUGGAUUUGAAAUUAAAAGUGUCUUUUAGCUUUAAAUUCUGGCUUUUACUCUAUUCGUUCACAUCUAUGUUGGAAGAGCAGUGUCGCAGUUGUGGCCAUUUUUUACCUAUGGGAGCAUAGGUAUUAGAAUGGCACUCACUGCACCAAAUUUCACACACUCAUAGAUAUCAGGCCUCUAAAUGUGCCAGAUUUUUCACAUCAGGAUCCAGGAAAUAAGAAAGUGAAAGAAAUUCCCUGAACCGCACCAAGAUUGAACGGGCUUCUUCCUUGACCACCUUCCACCAAGUUUUCUUGGAAAUCCGCUUACUUACAAUCAAACCAGCUAACAAACAAAUAAACAGCAGUGAAAACCUCUUUGGCGAAGGUAACAAAAAUAUAUAUAAAGCUCAAAGCUUAAACUUCACUGGCAUUGUUUCAUUUCAUUGUUAGCUAAUGUAUCGUAAUCGUCUUUUUGAGGUGUUUGCAGGACUCGAUUGUUCGUCCAACACAAGAUACAUGCUCAUGCCAGAUGUCAAGGUUGCUAUGAAUAAUGCUAAUAAUGGUUUUACAUUGAAGUGUAAUUGUGACACUUUCCAGUGACUGAACUAUAGCUGUAGCUGGAGAGUUAAAACGUUUCUGCAUGAUUUACAGAAUGCUGACUGGUUGACAGGUUUUUCAUUCCAACACAUUUAAGUUAUUAAUAAUGUUAUUAUUUUACUUUGUUAAUCACUGACCAUGUGGAACUGGGAAAAUGAACUAUUGGAUUUUCAAGGAAAAAAAUACUUUGAGUGGCCGAUUAAUAGAAUAAUUUUUUUAACUCAACACCCCAGUAACAUAUCUGAGGUAUUGAUGAAUUGAACUGAUCAUCCAUUGUGCCUUAAUCACAGUUGUGUGCUCCCGCUAAUUGAAUUUGAACAGGACAGAGACAUAACAGGAAGAGGAUGUUAUCAUUUUAACCAAGAUGUUUAAAAAUCUUUUAAGGAACGGUACCAUUCUUUGUUUUUAAUCUUUCUUACACAAUGUUUUUUUUUUCCCCUCAUGAUGCAAUUGAUGUUUUAUGGAAUGUAAGAAUGAAAUGUGUCAAAGAAAAAAUGUUUAUGAGCGAAAGCGACUGAGGAAGAGUUGUGCUUAUUAACGGUUCUGUGUUUUGAAAUUGACAAAUAAUCUCUGAUGACAAAAAACAGAACCAACCAGUGAGAUAUUUGAGUUUUUUUUAACAAUUUUCCAAUAUAUUCUCUUUGAAAUAAU
Paralichthys olivaceus (Japanese flounder) is the source of this 5845-nucleotide messenger RNA. It is a transcript of the gene npc1, whose product is annotated as Niemann-Pick disease, type C1. The record is from RefSeq and is a predicted model, not a curated record. Gene Ontology annotation, biological process: intestinal cholesterol absorption; cholesterol homeostasis. Gene Ontology annotation, cellular component: plasma membrane. Gene Ontology annotation, molecular function: cholesterol binding; lipid carrier activity. NCBI's taxonomy places the organism in Eukaryota, Metazoa, Chordata, Actinopteri, Pleuronectiformes, Paralichthyidae.